AUGGAUCAAAGCAUUGAACAAUUCAAGAUCAUCACGAACAUUGAUGACGAUAAUGUAGCGAAAUUUUAUUUGGAAAGCGCCCAUGGAAACCUUGAAACAGCUAUAUCGAAUUACUUUCAAUCCGGAGGAGUUUCAUCAAAUGUGAUGCACGAUGAUGAUGAUCAACAGAUGCAUGCUGGUUUUACUCCGAUUUCAUCAUCAUCAAGCAAUCCAUCACAAGGUGGUGGAAGAACACUUGGAGGAAGUACCACAGGUGGCCUAUCAUCAGUUCCUCCUCCAAAGUCAAGCGAUCAACCCAUUUCUAGCAGCAAAAAGCCAACUUCAAAGAAAUUUGCAAGCCUUAGAGAUUUGCAAAGUGAUGAACAACCAUCAAAUCCAAAGGACAAUAGAUACUAUGCAGGAGGAAGCAGAAACUCUGGUCAACAAAUCAUAGGAGCUAAUGACGAUGAAGAUGAUGACGAUGAAGAAAAUCACUUUGCUGACAAGAUCUUCAAAUCUGCUCAAAAACAAGGAGCUAAAUCAGCUUCCGAAUACGAAGAAGAGAUGAGACGCAAUCAACCAAAAUUUGCAGGAAGUGGAAGAAGAUUGGGUAACACUGACAAUUCAUCUGUCGUCAUACCAGGCGAAAAGAAACCAGAAGAAAAGGUUGUUACCAUCGUAUUUUGGAGUGAUGGAUUUACUGUUGAUGAUGGUGAAUUGAGACCCUACGAUGCACCUGAAAAUAGAGAAUUUUUGCAAUCCAUCGAUAAAGGAGUUGCUCCAAGAGAGCUGUAUACCAGUGGAGCAGAUAUUGUGGUAAAUUUGUUGAACAAGAAGACAGAAAAAUGGUCAGAACAACCAAAACAAUUCAAAGCGUUUGUUGGAUCUGGAAGAUCUUUGGCUUCAAGCUCAUCCUCAGCCAGUAGUUCAUCCUCGGUCAUGAGUACCCCAUCUAAUUACAAGUUUGAAUUGGAUCCUAACAAACCAACGACCACUUUGCAGAUCAGACUGGCCGAUGGAGGUCGUUUAGUUGGAAAAUUUAACCUUACACAUACCAUUAGAGACGUUAAGGAGUAUAUCAAGAGCCAAAAACCUUCUUCUGCAUUUGAUAUCAUGACACAAUUUCCUAACAAGGUCCUCACAGAAGACAAUUCAACUAUCGAAGAAGCUGGUUUGAAAGGUGCGACGAUCAUUCAAAAACUAAAGUAA
Molecule: messenger RNA, 1188 nt
Organism: Naegleria fowleri
Lineage: Eukaryota; Heterolobosea; Eutetramitea; Acrasida; Naegleriidae
Exons: 1
Coding region: 1-1188 (395 amino acids)
Biological process (GO): membrane fusion; proteasome-mediated ubiquitin-dependent protein catabolic process; autophagosome assembly
Cellular component (GO): cytosol; nucleus
Molecular function (GO): ubiquitin binding
Source: RefSeq, a predicted model, not a curated record